Messenger RNA from Musca vetustissima, 2911 nucleotides. RefSeq names its product cysteine--tRNA ligase, mitochondrial (gene CysRS-m). Gene Ontology annotation, cellular component: cytoplasm. Gene Ontology annotation, biological process: cysteinyl-tRNA aminoacylation. The record is from RefSeq and is a predicted model, not a curated record. The coding region runs from base 38 to 2911 and encodes 957 amino acids. Lineage: Eukaryota; Metazoa; Arthropoda; Insecta; Diptera; Muscidae. Gene Ontology annotation, molecular function: cysteine-tRNA ligase activity; ATP binding. The transcript has 5 exons.
GCCUUUUGCUCCUGCGGUAUUUAACCCCUUGCGUACCAUGUGUACCCAACAUCAUUGGUUCAAACCGGAUGGUGUAGAUACGGGUAUACGUAUUUACAAUUGCGCUGCUAGGCGUCAAGUUCCUUUGAUAUUGCCCAGAGAGAACUUUUUAACCUGGUAUACUUGUGGUCCCACCGUCUAUGAUUCCUGUCAUUUGGGUCAUGCCAGCUGUUAUGUAAAAUUAGAUAUUAUACAACGCAUACUAAAACAUCAUUUCAAUUUGAAUGUAGUAACGGCCAUGAACAUUACCGAUAUCGAUGAUAAAAUCAUUAGAAAAAGUCAGGAGAGUGGUGAAAAUUGGCGUGAUAUUUCGCGACAUUAUGAAGCUGAAUUUUGGUCAGAUUUAAGAAAGCUGAAUGUACCAGAACCUAAUAUUAAGCUACGUGUUACGGAACAUAUACCACAAAUUAUAUCAUAUAUUGAUGAUAUAAUCAUUAAGAAGUGUGCCUAUGUGGGUCAAGAUUCCUCGGUGUAUUUUGAUGUGAAACAAUUUCCGAUUUAUGGUAAACUGCAAAAUUUGAACUUAAACGAAAGUAAUCCUUUAGCCAAACCUGAGGAACAACACCAAAAGCUUUCUGCCUUGGAUUUUGCUUUGUGGAAGGCCCGCAAAACGGAAAACGAACCAGCAUGGACAUCACCCUGGGGUCUGGGACGUCCCGGUUGGCAUAUUGAGUGCAGUACUCUGGCCAAUAUGGUCUUUGGCAAAAGUGUUGAUGUCCACGCUGGUGGUUUGGAUUUGAAAUUUCCCCAUCAUGAAAAUGAGGAGGCCCAAAGUUGUGUCUAUCACAAUACACGGCAAUGGGUAAACUAUUGGCUACACACUGGGUAUUUAAACAUCAAAGGACAAAAUGAGAAAAUGUCCAAAUCCUUGAAGAACACAAUUUCCAUUGAUGAAAUGCUACAGCAUUACACGGCAGACGAAUUUCGCAUGGCUUGCGUGCUCUCGAACUACCGAAAUUCUAUGGAAUAUUCCACAGAAAUGAUGGAUACCGCCAAGAAUACUCUCAACAAAUUCCAUAGUUUCAAAACCGACUGUCUGGCCUAUUUGAGUGGCAAGAAGGUGGGUUCCAACGUCAUUUCCUCAACCAUAUUACAAAAUCUCAACUACUGUAAAUCGAACAUAGAAUCAUGUAUUCGAGAUGAUUUUGAUACGGCUCGUUGCAUUAGUAUUUUACUAGAUCAAAUUUCAAGUAUUAGUAGAUGCAUUAAUUCCACAAGGAGUCAUGGUGAAGAGGAUACUGGUUUAAUUACCGCAUCCUGUUUGGAUGCUGUUGCUGCCGUCAACAAUUAUGUGGAUAGUGUUUUGCACCAAUUUGGUUUUUCCGAAACCUCUGCAACUAAUCGUGUUUUGAGCGAUGGAAAUCAUUUGGAUUUUAAUGCUCUAUUAGAUGAUAUUUUGGAUACACGUAAACUGAUACGAGAUCGUGCUGUCGCGAAUAAAAAUAAGGUACUAUUUGAGGUUUGCGAUGAAUUGCGCAAUUGUUUGCGUCAACAUGGCAUUGAGAUAAAGGAUCAUGCUCAGGGCAGUUCAUGGAAUCUAAUUAGAAAUAAGAAUAAUAGCCAUUACACACCGCACCACCACUUAACAAUGCGAGAGAAUCGUGAGAGUAAUAAAGAUGAUGAAGCCAAUGGGGCUGCAGCAGUGCAGCAACAACAGCCAAACAAUAUACCAGCACCAAAUAUGCCCAAACAUAUACCAUUCCCAGAUCCUGCAUCAGCAUCGGAGAUAUUAAAUGAACUAAUCAUGUUCUUGUUUGUCACCUGUGUUAGUUCAAUGCAGUUUAUAAAUAUUUAUCGCACCAAUUGGUGGCUACCCAAGGUGGCAAUUAGUAAUACAGUAAAUCUCUCACACAUUGACCCAUAUUUGAUCUUGCUGAUCAUUGUCAUGAACAUAAGACGUUUGAUAUAUUGCCUAUGUCUCAAGGGUUUGGAUUUCUUGUUGCCAGCAAAUUUACAACGUAUGCAUCGAAUAUUUAAAUAUGUUUUAGAAAUAAUGGUCUUGGCCUUGCCAGUUUCCUGCAUAGUUAUGAUGUAUCAUAAUCGUAACUACUUGACAAUAUUUUUGCUGAUUUAUCCAUUUAUAGUUUACUUUUUGGCCUUUGGUUUUGCUUUGGAACCAUUCCUGCGUUUCAACUACGAAAUCAAGGGAGCCUAUUUUAAUGGUUUCCCUCUACACUGCUGUUCGGCUAAUCCCAAUUGUAUUCGAUUUGAAAUCGAUGUACUGCGUAAUGAUUUCAAUUGUAGAUUUAAACAAGUCAUAUUUACUUCGCUGCUGAAUACCUAUUAUUCUGCAUUUCUGCCCUGCUAUUUUGCCCAUAAUGUCAACUACAAUGUUUUGUGGGCUGCCCAACAUAUUGUUUUGGUAUUUUUAAGUGUUUUUACAAUGUGUACCGUAUUUAGUUUUCCCUCGAAAUAUAGUGAUAUUUUACAUCGUGCCGCACUGCAUUUGGGCUAUUGGCUGAAAUUGGAUUUAAGACCGGGUGCAGAUUGUGUUGUGGGAGCCUCAGCUGCGAAUUGGUUGAAAACAACGCUAUGGGGUCCUAGUACGGUGGUGAAAUUUACCGGAGAUUUAUAUCGCAGUGUGGGACCCGUUACCGUGGCCAUACCCGGUAAUGUGACACAUGAAAGGUUUUAUAAACUUUUUCACAAUCCCUCCAUGAUCUAUGGCAGUCUGACAAUGAUCCAGGCCUGUAUGGUUAUAUCGGGCAUAACCCUAUUAUAUUAUGCCAUUGAAUGGCAUUUCAUAUUAUCUUUAAGUUUUAUAACAUUAACAAAUCAAUUUACAUUUUUCAAAUUGAUGCGUGAUUAUUUGAUAACCAAACGGGUUUAUUUGGCCGAAUCGUCAAUAGGCGAUGCAAAAUUAAUGGAUUAA